Molecule: messenger RNA, 1542 nt
Organism: Mesorhabditis spiculigera
Lineage: Eukaryota; Metazoa; Nematoda; Chromadorea; Rhabditida; Rhabditidae
Source: the annotation of a GenBank genome assembly
AUGAAGUUCAACAUGUCAAACGACGAUGAGUUCAGCCGAAAAGCCUGCGAAUCGUUGAUCCGGAAGAUGAAAGAUAAACGUUCCGAGCUUGACGCACUGAUUGGAGCUGUAUCCUCACUUGGAAACGAGCCUGGACCGUGUGUAACAAUUCCAAGGACGCUUGAUGGACGUCUCCAGGUAGCCGGUCGAAAGGGUUUCCCCCACGUCGUCUACGCAAAGAUCUGGCGAUGGCCGGAUUUGCAUAAAAACGAGCUGAAACACCUGCCGAUUUGUGCAUGCGGAUUUGACUUGAAAGGAGAUAACGUCUGCGUGAAUCCUUACCACUACGAGAGGGUGGCCACGCCGGCGUUGAUCAACAUUUCUGGAGAUCUGAAUUGCGGGCUCGACACGAGUCCGCGAGAGACGAAGCGCUCGAUGGAUUUCGUUGGAGCUCCAAACGGUUACCGCGGGCCGCUCGGCAUCAAUAAUCCCAAUCUCGACAUGGCACAGUUGAAAAGCUGCUUGGACACGAAGGAUGAGCUCAGCUUUGCGAAUGCCCUGAACCUCAACAUGCCAGCCGCAUCUCAAGCCCUCUCCUUGGCUGGCCAGACAUUUCCCCAGCUACCCUACCUACCGCGUGAUGGCGAAAAUAUGGGUCACGUCAUGCUGCCCCCAGCACCAUCCAUGGUCUCCCCCAAAUUCGAGGCAAAAGUGUCGCCGUAUGCGCCGCCGACGAAGAAAUUCCCGGACGGGGCCAUACAUCAGAUUAAUGUGAAUUUGGAGCGGAAUCGAGGGCCGGAACCCAGCAGUAUUUCCGCCGACGAUCCACGGGUCCAAUGGGCUUCUAUCAACUAUUACGAGGAAAAGGAUCACGUUGGAACGACAAAAAUUGUUGAAACCCCCGACAUUUUCAUCGACGGCUUCAUGGACACCCUCGAAAAGUGCCGAUUCUCGCUGGGCGGGUUGCCAAACGUUAAGCGAAGUCAUCAGUCAGCCAAGGCUCUCGAGUACAUCUGCGAGGGCGUCAGACUUUCGAUGAAGGACAACGGCGAUGUUUGGCUGCAAUGUCUCGGAAAACAACCUCUUUUCGUGACUUCAAAUUAUUUGGACCGAGAGAGUGGGCGGCAAGGGGGAGAUGCCGUUCAUAAGGUGUAUCCCGGAGCAUCGCUAAAGGUGUUCGACCUGAUGAUGUGCCAGCACGAGCUGCAAAGCAUCAGUCACCUCAAAAUGGCCCAAGCCCUGCAAACCAAUGCCGAUCAAGCCCAGCAAGGGUCUUCAAGAUGGGACCCACCGCCCUGUUCGUCUACCACUGGGUCAAUAGCGCCGAGUUAUGAAGAUGAGAAAAACCCAGCCCCUUCGGCGGAUGUUGGAGUCGACGAUAUGCGACACGCUUGCGUGAUUCGCAUCUCAUUUAUCAAAGGAUGGGGUCCGGACUAUCCAAGGAAAUUGAUCACUGAUACGCCCUGCUGGAUUGAGAUCGCUAUUAACAGGGCGCACGCGUUGCUGGACGAGGUUGCAAGAAACAUGGCCAGCAUCCUCGGCAACGAUAUGCGAUAUCGACAU